AUGCGCUUCUCAUCCGCCCUCGCUCUCACCGGCGCUGCUCUCGCCGCCGCGUCUCCUCUCGUCACCAAAAACCCGCUUGAGGGCAACAACUUCAACGUGACCAACUUCAUCUUCGGCUGCACAGCAGGCUGCUUCUGGUACUUCGAUGUCUCGAUCGAUGGCUCUGAGGCCAACCACCCGGCCAUCGACACCCCCGUCCACUGCGAGGGUAACCUGGACGACAACAAGACCUACAAACCCUGCGGAAACGUGUCCGAGACUCAGCAUAUCUCCGCGUACAUCGUCAAGGACACCAACGAGCUGAAGCUUCAGUACGAGGUCUUCAACUACUACACUGCAGCUACAUACUGGUACCUCGGCAACACCACCGUCUACGCCGCCACCGGCGACAAUGCUGCUCUUCAGAAGCCCAACUUCAGGGUCAACGAGACCAGUGCCUACGCCGUUGCGUGA
This is a messenger RNA of Lecanosticta acicola, 453 nucleotides long. The record is from the annotation of a GenBank genome assembly. Lineage: Eukaryota; Fungi; Ascomycota; Dothideomycetes; Mycosphaerellales; Mycosphaerellaceae.